ACCAUUUCAAUCGAUCUCCCUCCGCCAUUUCGCGAGUCCAGGGAGUAAGGAACCCGGAAAUUCCCGGAGAAUUUUUGUGCUCGAUCUCUACUCAUAUCAUCCUGUCACGCACAUACGCCAGUGAAGUAGUACAAGGUCGCGAGGCAAGCAAUUCAUGUUCAGCAUCCGGUGCAAGGCGAGCCGUUAAGUAUCCAAGCCGGAGGCGAGGCGAGCGCGCGCCGCAGCCAUGGACUGCUUCUUCCGCGUGCUCGGGCUGGCCAUCGUCAACACGGUGUGCAUCGGCGGCACGGGCCUUCUCAUCAGCUCGCUCGUCCGGCGCGCGCGGAAGCCCCACAGCACGAACGACAUGGUCGUGCUCUCCAUCUUCAUCGUCGUCUGGGUCAGCAUCAGCACCUGCAUCUACCCCGCCUUCUGCGGCAUCCUCUUCCCGUGGUCUGCGCUGGGGCGGUGCCUGGCGCCCCUUCUGAGCCCGCUCCUCGUGUGCCUGCGCGGCGUCGUCUGGCUACUCUUCCUGCCGUGCCGAUGCGUCCGCGCCCGGCUACGGCGCCCGAGCCGCAACGGGGGCGCUGCCAGUGCUUUACCACAGUUUGUGGUGCAAAGACAAGGCCAUGACAUGAACGUGCUCCCCCGGGAGCCGCCGGUGGGCGGCGGGGCGAGGGUGGUUGCCAUCGACGACAUCCCGACGUACGAGCAGCGGGACGCCGCGCUGCCAGAUGGCGGAUCGGAGUGCGCGGUGUGCCUGGGCGAGGUGGACGUGGGGGAGAUGGUGAAGCGGCUGCCGGCGUGCCUUCACAUGUUCCACAAGGAGUGCAUUGACCCGUGGCUGCGCGACCACUCGACCUGCCCGGUUUGCCGGUGUAGCGUCUUCGCGUCAUUGCCGACGCAAAUGGUGUGACCAUGUGACGUUCCUCCUGCGCUUUUUAUCCUUUAUUGAUGCUAAGAGACGCAGGUAGUUGGGUGCUAAUUGGUGAUCUGCGAGCGCCGGUUUGUUUUAUCAAGACCGGUAAAUGUAAAUAUGUUAAUGUUUUCGUUCCAAAACAAUCUGUGAAUGUAAUUGCAACUGCAUCUCCUCCUCGCCGCCGCCGCUCAUGCGUUGU
Messenger RNA from Phragmites australis (common reed), 1097 nucleotides. RefSeq names its product probable E3 ubiquitin-protein ligase ATL45. Lineage: Eukaryota; Viridiplantae; Streptophyta; Magnoliopsida; Poales; Poaceae. The transcript has a single exon. Bases 227 to 895 code for a protein of 222 amino acids. The record is from RefSeq and is a predicted model, not a curated record.